AUGCGCACGUCGCGCACGUCGUGGGCGAUGGGCUUCGCAGCCCUGUGCGCCUCGGCCGUGGUCGCCCAGCGGGCCGCCGCCGUCGACAUGUCGCCGUCGCUGCUCGAGGCGCUGGUGUACGAGGUCUUGCACAUCCCAGAGCGCUCGCCCCACGAGCCGCCCCACCGCACCGACCUGCUGCCGGAGUACGACGUGGUGGUGGUGGGCGCCGGCACGGCGGGGUGCGCGCUGGCGGCGCGGCUCAGCGAAGUCGCCGACUGGGACGUGCUGCUGCUGGAGGCGGGCGGCGCCGAGAACAUCUUCAUGGACGUGCCCGUGGCCGCGCACUUGCUGCAGUUCAGCCACGCCAACUGGAAGUACCGCACGCAGCCCUCCGACAAGGCCUGCCUGGGCAUGAAGGACCGUCGCUGUAACUACCCGAGGGGCAAGGUGAUGGGCGGGUCCAGCGUGCUCAACUACAUGAUCUCCACGCGCGGGCACCGCGAGGACUACGACCACUGGGAGCGGCUCGGCAACCCGGGCUGGAACUUCGACGCGGUCAUGCCGUACUUCCUCCGCCUCGAGGACAUGGCCAUCCCGGACCUGGCGCGGGACAAGGUGCACCACGGCGUGGGCGGCCCCGUCACCAUCAGCCACGCGCCGUACCGGUCCGAGCCGGCGCAGGCCUUCGUGCGCGCGGCGCAGGAGCUCGGCUACCCCGUGAGGGACUACAACGGCGCCGACAUGGCCGGCUUCUCCUUCCUGCAGGUGACGAUGCGCAACGGGUCCCGCUGGAGCUCCAACCGGGCCUACCUGGAGCCGGCCCGACGCCGACGCAACCUCCACGUGAGCAAGGACAGCCGCGCGACCAGGGUGCUGGUGGACCGGCGGACGCGCGCCGCGGUGGGCGUGGAGUUCGUCCGCGAGGGCGCCAAGGGCGGCAAGGCCCGGCAAGUGGUGCGCGCGCGGAGGGAGGUCGUACUGGCGGCCGGCGCCAUCAACUCCCCUCAGCUGCUCAUGCUGUCCGGCAUCGGGCCGCGCGAACACCUCAAGUCUGUGGGCGUGGCUCCGCUGCUGGACCUGCCCGUGGGACACAACCUGAUGGACCACGUGGCUGCGGGGGGCGUCAUGUUCACGGUGGACGCCAACAAGAGCUUCACGGUGAACCUGCAGCGCGUGCUGGAGAACCCGGCCCUUAUCGGCCAGUACACCAAGUACCGGCGCGGCCCCAUCACCCUGCCCGGCGGCGCGGAGGCCCUGGGCUUCAUCCGCGCGCGCGACUUCCGCGGCGGCCGCGGGGGCCGGCAGGCCAGUAAUAACGCCACCGGGGGGCACUUUGCCGACGUGCCCGACGUAGAGCUCCUCCUGGCCUCGAGUUCCUUGAUCGACGAGCCCAUGCUGCAGGACAACUUCGGCAUCGCAAACGACCUGUACGACAAGGUGUACCGACCGCACGUUGGGACUGCUUCCUGUACCGUGUUCCCCAUGUUACUCCGACCCAAGAGCCGCGGCCGCAUCACACUUCGGUCCAGGUCGCCGAUGGCCAAACCUCUCAUUUUUCACAACUACUUCGACGACGAUGAAGACCUGGAGACUAUGGUGGACGGGGUGCUCGCAGUGCAGCGCCUGCUCGACACCAAGGCCAUGGGGGACAUCAAGGCCAAGCUGUUCGACGUGCCCUUGCCUGGCUGCGCCAAAUUCCGCUUUGGCACGAGGAAGUACUGGCGGUGCCACAUCAAGCACCUACCGCAGACCAUCUACCACCAGAGCGGGACGUGCCGCAUGGGGCCCAGGGAAGACCCACGGUCCGUCGUGGACCCGCGGCUGCGCGUCAUCGGACUGCGGGGGCUGCGGGUGGCCGACGCCUCCAUCAUGCCCAGCAUCGUGUCGGGCCACACCAACACGCCGACGUACAUGAUCGCCGAGAAGGCGGCCGACAUGAUUAAGGAGGACCACGGCGUGCUCCGGACCAGGACGUUGUGAGUCCAACCUCCGGAGACAUGAGGGUCUUUUAGUUGGCUGCACCUGCUGAUGGCCAACUGACUUUACUGUGAUUUUUUUAGUACAACUGAUGGAUGAGACUUUGGGCUCGUUUUUGAACUUUUUGAAUCAUCACGGCCCGUGUUGAUGUAUUUUGUUUAAUUUUUAAAGCAUGGAAAUAAAGUUAGAUACAAAAC
Messenger RNA from Thrips palmi, 2156 nucleotides. RefSeq names its product glucose dehydrogenase [FAD, quinone]-like. The record is from RefSeq and is a predicted model, not a curated record. Gene Ontology annotation, molecular function: flavin adenine dinucleotide binding; oxidoreductase activity, acting on CH-OH group of donors. NCBI's taxonomy places the organism in Eukaryota, Metazoa, Arthropoda, Insecta, Thysanoptera, Thripidae. The transcript has 7 exons. The coding region runs from base 1 to 1962 and encodes 653 amino acids.